UAUUUUAUAAAUCUCCUUUCUCAUUGUUAUUUCAAACUACCCGGUUCUUGGCCAAUCCCCCAGAGUGGGUAUGUGCCAGUAACUCGGGGCUCUACAUCUACAAUAUCGGUCCUGGACUCGCGGUUCUAUGUACGACACUGAAGACGACGACACGCAUUUGUGCCUCAAGUGCAGCGCAACUAUCUCCGGUCUGAAAAACUACAUCGCGCAUCGCAAGCAGCCCUGUUACAAAAUUGUGCGUAAUGACAGUGCACUUACAUCCGUGGCGUCACCGACAGCCGAACACACAUAUGAACCGUCAUCACUGCGGGCGGACGAUUUUUUUUCUUCACUUGAGCUACAAAGCAUCCAAGCUGUUAUUCCGACUACUGCCACUAAAGUAGACCACGCCGAUUACGACUUGGAAGACUGUGAAGACAGCGACAAUGAUCUUUACCCACCAACGUCGCACACGGGCGGCAAGUGGAAACCUGGCUGGGGUCCGACCGCUCGUUCUGACUGGAAGGCGGUGCCUCAACACAGGGAGCUCCCGCUACAAGCUGCAAAAGAGCCUGCUGCCAUUCCGGAAGGAUUCAUUUGUAUCCCAUGCAACAGACGCUACCGCAAUAAGUUCACAUUAUCCAGACACAAAGAAACUUUGUACCACCUUAAGCGAAGUGGUGGCAUUAUGACAGCUAAAGUAAAAUCUAGCCAACGACGUAUAGUACCCCCCUCAGCAACAGUUCAGGAGAAAGGCCAGAAAUGCACCAAGACAGACAAAGUGUGCAAGCUCCGUGACACAGCGAAGCGACACCACAAGUGUGCUUCUGACUCUCACCAAAAUAAGGAGCAACACGACAUGCGCAUUGUUGUUUCUACAACUCGGCCGUCUUCAGCAAACCAGCGUACUGGCAGUAAUGGUGCUGCAUUUCAGCUGGAUAAGUCCUCGGCGGCAGACAGGCAUUCUAAUAUAGUUAUGAAUUCCCAGCAUGCUGCUUUAAGACAUGCCAAACAAACCUUUCAGACCACUCUUAAACAAAGCACUACACCAGUGCAAAGUGAACAACCAGUGCUGCAUUGUGUUGCAUGUAAAAACCAGUUUCUAACUACAUGUGAAUUCAGGCUUCAUGAAUGCCACUGCACAAUUUCUGGGCAAGCAAGCAAGCACUUCCUAUAUGGAAGCUUGAGAGCAUCUAAGACAUCUAAAGCGAAUGUUGCUUCCAAUGAGCUUGGAGCCACGGAGGAAGCCACAAAUGUGCAGAAGCAGCACAAAAUCGCACCCCGACUCUUUUGUCCACAUUGCCGGAAGCUAAUAAGUAAGCCCUACAUGAAAUUGCACAUGCACACACACACUGGUGAAAAGCCCUUUGCAUGCCAUAUAUGUGAUCAACAUUUUGCCCAUCGCAGUACUCUGAACAUUCACAUUAAGCACCACUUAGGACUUCGGAAAUUCCACUGCACCCAUUGUCAUUUUCGGGCUGUGCGUCACAGCAUGCUGCGUCGGCAUGAGGUUGCUCUUCACCGGCUCAAGGCUGGCCCGCAGCCCUCUUCUCCUGCAGCCAGCACCCCUGUGUUGCAACAGGACUUCAUUGGACAGUGUCGCAGUGUCUCUGAUCAGAAGAGUGCCCUUAAAAGUGAAGCGUCAGUUUGCAGAAUAGAGCGCCCAAUGAAACCAAAACCCCCCUUUGUUUGCAGUAGUUGCCAUCGCAGUACCUGGAAGGGCCAGUUGCCACCUAGCCAUCAGAGACAGCACAUGGGUGAGCAGCAUUUUCAAUGCUCCCAUUGUGACUACAAGUCUUCACGCAGGGGCCAGGUGCAGCGGCACAGCCGCAUUCACUUUGGCCUCAAACCUUACAGCUGUCCUUACUGCAGCUAUCGCUGCAGAAAUCAAGAAAACAUGCGUAAACAUAUCCUUAAUACUAAAAAACACGAUGGAAAGAAAAUGUACCCAUGUAAGCAAUGCAGUUUUGCCUGCAAUGAAUUCAGUGUUUACAGAAAACAUGUUUCAGAUAAGCAUCCAAAGGAUGUGAUGGCAAGUAGUACCACUGAUUUACCUGCUACUGCUAAUGGUGUAACAGCUGAAAGUGCUUCACUACCAGAGGGCUGCGAUGAAAUUGCCAAGGCACCAUCAAAUGACAAGCAAAUAAUGGAGACUUGCACCGACUUGCCUGAACCAGCAGUUUUCCUGACCAUUUCAGGCUUGAGCGAGCCUGACCUGGAGAACAGAUCCGUGAUGGCACAGGCACUGCCUAUCCUAAAUGAAUCGGAAAGUGGCCUCACUUGUUCCGAGAGUGAUGUACUUGCUGAGUCGAGCAGUGGUAUAUUGUUGCCAAGUGGCCUGGACACUGAAUUCAGUGACCAGCUCAAUGCACAACUAAAUGAUCAAGUGACUUUUUCCACGUUGGAUACUACGGAUAUUGUGUACACCACUUGUUUGAAUUCAUAAUCUCCCACUU
Dermacentor silvarum is the source of this 2435-nucleotide messenger RNA. RefSeq names its product zinc finger protein 845. The coding region runs from base 128 to 2425 and encodes 765 amino acids. Gene Ontology annotation, biological process: regulation of transcription by RNA polymerase II. Gene Ontology annotation, cellular component: nucleus. The record is from RefSeq and is a predicted model, not a curated record. The transcript has 2 exons. NCBI's taxonomy places the organism in Eukaryota, Metazoa, Arthropoda, Arachnida, Ixodida, Ixodidae. Gene Ontology annotation, molecular function: DNA-binding transcription factor activity, RNA polymerase II-specific; sequence-specific DNA binding.